This is a messenger RNA of Prunus armeniaca (apricot), 1056 nucleotides long. The record is from the annotation of a GenBank genome assembly. NCBI's taxonomy places the organism in Eukaryota, Viridiplantae, Streptophyta, Magnoliopsida, Rosales, Rosaceae.
AUGGCUGCUGGUUCUGGUUUGAAUUGCUUUUCCAAUGGCACCACCAACAUAUCCCUAGAGGGAGAUGCAUAUAUUGAUGGCAAAUUCAUCAAACUCACCAAAAAACCCGAAGAGCUUAAAGUGGCUGAGAACAUCGGUCGAGCAACCUACCACAAACCGUUCCUUCUCCAGGAAAAAGCCACCGGAAAACUGGCCGAUUUCACCACACAUUUUACUUUCAUCAUUGAUUCCGGCCACGGUGACGGGUUGGUGUUCUUCCUAGCCCCAAAUGGAUCCUUAGUCAACAUUGCAAUAGGGGGUGGUGGCAAACUUGGCCUCCCCGUUGAAGACUUGCCAGGAGGCAUGUCUAGAACUCAGUAUCCAUUUGUGGCAGUGGAGUUUGAUAUCUUCCAGAAUACACAGCCAAGCAUCCAGGAUCCCCCGAACGAUCAUGUAGCAAUCGACAUCAACUCUCUCAAGUCUAAUAUUACCACGACUUGGAAUGGUGGUAUUGACAAAGCAAAACUAAACAGCGCUUGGAUUAGUUAUAACUCUAGCUCAAAAAAUCUCAGUGUUGCCUUUACCAGUUUUCUAAAUGGUACAAAUGGCACCCAAGUGGAGAUAAUCAGAUAUCUUUCUUACAUGGUUGAUCUGAAACAAUACUUGCCGGAUUGGGUCAUUGUUGGAUUCUCUGCUGCGACGGGUAAUGACAUUGCCGUGCAUAGGAUCGUCUCAUGGAAUUUCACAUCAACAGCUCUGGUUGAUGAGACUACAAUGAACAACACACAAGUAUUUCCUCCGCCAAGUCCCAGUGCUAAUCCCAAGUCAGGAACUUCCAGCAUACGACUCCCCAUUGGGUUGGGUGUUGGUGGAUGUAUUAUCUUGGCUGGUGGAUUGGCUUUGGUUUGGUUCAUGUUCAUCUUUCGGAAGAGAAAAGCAGUGGGGGAAAGUGGUGAGAAUCCUGUUGUCAACUGUUUAAUUGACGAUGAAUUUGAAAAGGGAACUGGCCCGAGGAAGUUUUCGUACAGGCUUGACGCAGCACAAGCAAAUAAGGUUUCAAACGAAAACCUUGAGUAA